This is a messenger RNA of Gongylonema pulchrum, 953 nucleotides long. The record is from the annotation of a GenBank genome assembly. Lineage: Eukaryota; Metazoa; Nematoda; Chromadorea; Rhabditida; Gongylonematidae.
UUGGUGAACGAAUGCGGUAACGCGCAUCUGAAUAACUGUAGUCGUUUUGCUGAGUGCAUCGACAGGGAAGACGGCUAUGAAUGCCGCUGCAAGGCAGGUUAUCAUGACAACAAUCCAGCAAAACCGGGAACUGACUGCACAUUCAUCAUCAACGAAUGCGAAUCGCCGAAUCUGAAUAAUUGCGAUAGACAUGCGAAAUGUAUCGACACGAAAGAAGGCUAUCGAUGUGAAUGCAUACCGCCCUACAAUGAAUGCAAAAAUGCCAGCGCAAAUGAUUGUGACAAGAAUGCGAUUUGUACAGACACAGAUGACGGCUAUACAUGCCACUGCAAGCCUGGCUUCUACGACAGUGGCCAAGAUCCAAGAAAACCAGGAAGAACAUGUAUCGCGCUAACAACGGGUCAAACGUCGCAAGCAGAGCCGACAACCCUUUCGCCAAAUUUGCUGCCCUGCGGCGCGGAAUUCUGCCGUCUGGAUCGUGGCGAAGUAUGCAUUGGUGGUGCCUAUUGUGGUUGUCGUCCUGAACAGGGACGCAGUUCGCCGACCGAUAAGUGCAUACCUGUUGAGAAAGUACCAAUUGAAAUUCGGCUUGUAAGCGAUGGAAGCAAUCGCCUUGUGUACAGUACCGAUUACAGCAGGCCGCAGUCACAGCACUACGUGGAGAUUGUUGAUAAAUUUAUCAAAGAUCUGGGAGCAACAAUCAAAAACACACCAUUUGGACCUCAUUAUGUCACCACGGAUGUGAACUACAUCACCAAUCCAAAAGUCAAAAAUAGGAAGGAGGAGCCGAAAGGCUUUCCGUGCGGUGCAAUGUUUUGUCAGGAGAACCUUGGAGAAGUAUGCAUCGCAGGAAGACUUUGUGGUUGUCCAUCAGGACAAAAACGAGCCGGUCCCGGAGAAAAAUGCCGUCCGGUAAAUUAUGUGAAAUUUUUCACCAUAAUUAGUUACUGAAA